CUAAAAAAAAAAAAAAGACACGAGUCUCCACUUCAUGAGCAAAGAUUCGUUGCUUUGAUUUGCUCUACCACCCGUCUCAGCCACCGGCGGCGAGCUCAGAUGGGCGCCCGGGCGCGCCGCGCCGCCCACCACCCCGCUCGCCUCCGCCUCCGCCACCGCCACCUUCUCCUCCUCCCGCUGCUGCUCCUCUUCCUCCUCCCGCCCCUCUCCGCGCUCCUCCUCCGCCGCGCCAACUCCCUGCGCCGCCGGUGCCUACCCCCCGCCGCAGGGCGCCGCCCCCUCGCCGGGCAGCGGCUCAGCUUCUCUAUCGUCACGCUCUCCGACGAGGGCCUGUCGGGCCGAGGCGUGCGGGGGCGGUCUUUCCGCGGCGUGCUGGCGGCCACCGCGCGGAACAAGCGCGCGUACGCGGCCGCGCACGGGUACGGCUUCGCCGCGCUGCCCCCCGGCGCGGUCGACCCCGGCCGCCCGCCCGCCUGGAGCAAGGUCCUUGCCCUCCGCGCCCGCCUGCGCCGCCACCACUGGCUCUUCUGGAACGACGCGGAUACGCUGGUUACUAACCCUGACAUCUCGUUGGAGGAGAUUUUGUUCUCGGUGAUUGGGCAUAGUGAUUUUGAUGCAUCGCCUGAUCUCAUUCUGACAGAGGACAUCAAUGGGGUUAAUGCCGGACUGUUCUUCAUAAGGAGGUCGAAAUGGAGUGAGAGAUUUUUAGAUACAUGGUGGAACCAUACAUCAUUUGUACAAUUUGGUUCCACAAAAAGUGGGGAUAAUGCAGCACUGAAGCAUAUCGUGGAUCACUUGUCACCUGAAGAAACAAAAGAACACGUCCGUAUAGCAAAAAUGCAGUGCCUCUUCAACUCAUAUCCUUGGGUUGCUACGUGGAAAUCAGUUCACCGCCUGAUCUUCCACCCAUCCACUACAUGGAAAGGGGCUUAUUCAGAUGGAGAUUUCAUGGUCCAUUUUGCUGGCCUAAAUGACAAGCGAGGCUGGACAUCAAGAAUUCUUAGAGAGAUAACUCACCGAUGAGGAUAAUUACCCCAAUUUUAAAGUGAUCGAUGGAGGAUCCAGAAUUUUAUGUGAAGAGCCUGAUUGUUUUUGCAUCAUAUUCUGUUGUAGACUGCCAUUUUAGUUGGACAGCAUGUUCCGUUUCUAAUCAUCUAUUAUUAAAAGGUUGUCUCCCACUAACUACUUCUGCAAACCUCUCAUCCAGCCAUGUCAUAAAAAAUACUCGACAUUCAUUUCUGGACAGCUCUUAUGCACAGGUGUUUGAUUCAGAAGCACAACACAUCCAUCUGCCUCCUUUAAUACCUCGCCAAUAUCCACCGAUCUCUCACAUCCAACAGAUCGACAUUACAACACUACAUCAACCCAUCAAGGCUUCUCUGCCAUCACCGGGGAAUGUGGAGCUGCUGCUGCUGCUGCACGACUUACCCCAUGGCUAGCGGCACCGCCCCUGGCCCAAGCCCCCGGUGCCUGCCUCCAUGGGGUUAGUGUAAAAAGUGGCAGCAUUGGACCUUGGCAUGCCACUGACAUUCUUGAGAGGCACCUGUUGUCGUCCACUUCGUGUGUGUCUACGAAUCUGCAGGUCCCAGGCCGGUCUCUACUGCCAUGCCAUGGUCGGAGACAUAUCCUCCCGUACAUCGUGGGCGAGGAUGAAGAAGAACAUGACGAUGAGCUUCCCGACGAGGAGCCGGCGUUUUUGCCAGUUGAACGAGCUCACCAUGUGGACCGCCUCUUCCUCGACAAGUGCCAGGGAGAUCUGCUCGUGCCAUGAUGAGGUCGUUCAACCAGCAAAACGGCGGCGGUCGUCGUCAUCGGCUGGUUCGGUGGCGCCCAAGCCCUCGCGGGACACGAGGCGCAGGACCUACAAGGUGGUAGGAGGCGGUUACCUUUAGGCACUCGUCAGUGACCAACAUGUUCUUGAGAACUGGGUGUCACCCUAUUGGCUAGGCCUGCAAGGAGUGCAGUUAGCCCGCCCGCGUUCGGCCAGCCGGGUGUCGGUGGUGGCGACCUCAUAGCCGGCAAAGCGCGCCUCGCCGUUCACCUCUUGAGCGUGGAACGGACGGUACCUCUCCACGGCGUCGUGUGGGCCUGAGGCAUAGCAGUUGGUGAUGGCGAAGCGGCGCUCGGCCCCGGCUCUUGUUUUCAAGAAUGCGGAUUUAGUUCUGCACAUGAAGUAGUGAGGAUAUGCUUGGAAGACGAAAACAGCCUCCGAGAUGAUACCCAUGAUUUGCUCUAGCUCGAGCCUCUAUGAUUUGUUUGUGUGUCGUCUGAUCACGGCAAUGUGUUCUCGUUUAUGAGCUUGAUCUACCUAUAGUAGGAACUUUUGUUCCACGAACUGUAGGAUUAUUUGCCAACUGAAACUGGAACUUGAACGGUUCAGGCUCAACUUGUCGGUCAAUUCAACCUCUUGCUGCUGGGUUUGGGAGUAGUACAUAUGUAAAACACAUCAUGGGAGCCCUCACUGCAGCCUGGGCAGGCUCUUUUUCUUUUUUGUAACUUUUUUCGAAAAGGUUCUUUUUUGUAACUUACAAGAGGUUAUUGUUUGUCCCCGUCAGGUGCCGCUGAAGCAAACUUUGGCGUCGAUCAAGCACUGAUCGCGGUAUCAUGUACGAGUAAUACUGAUGACGGUGGUUGCUGUAAGCCAGUUGGGUGGGUUCUUGAGAGCCUGUCGUGCAAAGAGAUAAUGCUGUGAAUGUGAUGGUUAAACUCGACGUGGUUUAUUGUUGUGGGGCAACUAUCACGCUCACACUCAACAUACAUUUGAAAUCUCUGAUAUGUUAGAAGGAGCAGUGGUGAACCAUAUUGUCUGGCUCUACUGACUCCUGUUGCUAUAUCAUGAACUGAAUCAUAGAUUAUUUCAGUUGUCUGUA
Molecule: messenger RNA, 2870 nt
Organism: Triticum aestivum (bread wheat)
Lineage: Eukaryota; Viridiplantae; Streptophyta; Magnoliopsida; Poales; Poaceae
Product: alpha-1,2-galactosyltransferase gmh3
Exons: 6
Coding region: 100-1023 (307 amino acids)
Biological process (GO): protein N-linked glycosylation
Cellular component (GO): Golgi membrane
Molecular function (GO): glycosyltransferase activity
Source: RefSeq, a predicted model, not a curated record